UUUUUUAAUUAAGAAUCAAAAACUGUAAAAUUACCAAAUUUAAAAUAUAAACCGUGUGUUAUCAAAAUCAGACAUCCCACAACCAUUGACCCCAAGUAACACUUGUGUUACGUAUAUGAAAAUGAUUACUAUUAUUAUUGUACCAACAUCAAUAAUACACCUGUUUGUUUACAACUUACAUUAAAAAAAAAAUCGUGUACUAAGUAUUGUCGUACGUUCAAAGGCAGCAUCCAACCUAGAAGUGAUUAUCUUUAAAUAGCUUCCGUAUUCCACUCUUCACUACACCACAUAACUUACUCUUCUUUUCCUUUCCUUUCCUUUCCUUUCCUUUCACCCAAAUAUACUUCAAAACAGCCAUUAUUUUAAUAGUGCGUGGCUCUUGAAGUUUAGUUUCUUUAAAGAUUAUUCAUUAAUCUCCAAAAGCACGUUAGAAAAUCUCCAGCACCAAUAAUCAUUAACCACGGCAACUCUAAACCCAAACAAAUCCUUAUCUAUCUUAAAUCAGUUAGAUAUAAGGUACAAAACGACACCGUUAUGGCAGAAAACACGCAAAUUCAAACACAAAACGAGUCAAAACGCGUCGUUUUGUUCGGUAAAUACGAAAUUGGAAGAUUAUUGGGCGUUGGUGCAUCCGCGAAGGUGUAUCACGCGACAAACGUUGAAAACGGGAAGAGCGUGGCGGUGAAAGUCAUAAGCAAGAAAAAACUCAUCAAUGGAGAAUUCGCCGCCAACAUUGAACGCGAGAUCUCAAUUCUCCGCCGUCUCCACCACCCUAACAUCAUUGACCUGUUUGAAGUUCUCGCAUCGAAGUCCAAAAUUUACUUCAUCGUUGAAUUCGCCGCCGCCGGCGAACUCUUCGAAGAAGUAGCAGGCAAAGAAAAGCUUACUGAAGGCCACGCUAGAAGAUACUUCCGGCAACUCAUCUCCGCCGUGAAACACUGUCACUCUCGCGGCGUUUUCCACCGCGAUCUUAAACUCGAUAAUCUUUUACUCGACGAGAAUGAUAAUCUCAAAGUAACGGAUUUCGGUUUAAGCGCCGUUAAAAACCAGAUCCGACCCGACGGUUUACUUCACACCGUUUGUGGUACACCGUCCUACGUGGCACCGGAGAUACUCGCGAAGAAAGGCUACGAUGGUGCGAAAGCUGAUGUAUGGUCAUGCGGCGUCGUUUUGUUUGCUCUUACUACAGGGUAUUUACCGUUUAAUGAUUAUAAUAUUACCGUGCUUUAUAGAAAAAUUUACCGCGGUCAAUUUCGUUUACCGAAAGAGAUAUCUUGUGAUCUGAAGAAUCUCUUAUCACGUUUGUUGGAAACGAAUCCUAAGACAAGGAUAACCGUUGAUGAGAUUCUUGAAGACCCGUGGUUCAACUUGGGUGGAUUUAAGUUGGACCGGGUUUUAGUUAAGUCUGAGCUGGAGGGGGAGAAUCGAAUCGGAUUUAAACCAAUGAACGCAUUUGACUUGAUAUCUUUUUCAACUGGGUUGGAUAUGUCGGGUAUGUUUGAGGAAAAUGACGGGUCAGUUUUAAUUGAACGGGUUGUUUCGGCGGAGGUGCCGGCAAGGAUUUUGGAGAGGGUGGUGGAAAUGGUGAAGGGGACAAAAGUAGUGGUGAAAAGAAUGGAGAAUUGUGGUGGAGCAAAGUUGGAAGGGCAAGAAGGUAAUUUGAUUGCUCUUGUUGUGGUUUACCGGUUAACGGAUGAGUUAGUUGUAGUUGAAAUGAAGAAGCGUGGAAAAGGGGAGGAAUAUGGCGCGCAAUUGUGGAAAAAUAAAUUGAAACCUUUUCUUGUUGAGUUGGCUAAGAAACAGGAAGUGCCGGUUUCUCGGUGACUUCUUGUUUAGUUUAUUAAAUUAAAUUGGAUUAUUAUUA
Trifolium pratense (red clover) is the source of this 1864-nucleotide messenger RNA. Its product is annotated as CBL-interacting serine/threonine-protein kinase 14-like. The record is from RefSeq and is a predicted model, not a curated record. Gene Ontology annotation, biological process: protein phosphorylation; signal transduction. Gene Ontology annotation, molecular function: ATP binding; protein kinase activity. The transcript has a single exon. The coding region runs from base 535 to 1824 and encodes 429 amino acids. NCBI's taxonomy places the organism in Eukaryota, Viridiplantae, Streptophyta, Magnoliopsida, Fabales, Fabaceae.